Trichomonas vaginalis G3 is the source of this 348-nucleotide messenger RNA. RefSeq lists its product as uncharacterized. NCBI's taxonomy places the organism in Eukaryota, Parabasalia, Trichomonadida, Trichomonadidae. Bases 1 to 348 code for a protein of 115 amino acids. The record is from RefSeq and is a predicted model, not a curated record. The transcript has a single exon.
AUGAAUGAUAACAAACUAUCCGUUAGCAAUUGCGUAUUUGCUAAUAAUACACAAGGUCCAGAUUCAUUAUUCGGAACAUAUACAUCUUCAAGUGUAAUUACUGUUACAAAUUCACAAAUAAUUACAAAUUAUACAACAAUGCACUUAGGACAAGGAACGUUUUCAAUACAGGAUCCUACUAUUCCAGAUAUUGUAUUGCAUCUUUUGGCAACAGACCUGUGUCCAACAGGAGAGUUUUUAUUCGGAAACGCGACGAUGAAGCCAACGAGUUAUGAAACGACCGAAAUGAAUUUAAGAAAUGAAAAUGAUAAAUAUUUAUAUAUUAUCCUUCCAGCUAUGUUCGAUUGA